This is a messenger RNA of Ochotona princeps (American pika), 1321 nucleotides long. RefSeq names its product mitochondrial ribosomal protein S9 (gene MRPS9). The record is from RefSeq and is a predicted model, not a curated record. Gene Ontology annotation, molecular function: structural constituent of ribosome; RNA binding. Gene Ontology annotation, biological process: translation. Bases 37 to 1227 code for a protein of 396 amino acids. The transcript is spliced from 11 exons. Lineage: Eukaryota; Metazoa; Chordata; Mammalia; Lagomorpha; Ochotonidae. Gene Ontology annotation, cellular component: ribosome; mitochondrial small ribosomal subunit.
CCCUCGCCCCCGCCUCGCGGGUUUUCUUCGGCCAACAUGGCUGCUCCCUGUGUGUCCUGCUGCAGGGCGGUUUUGUGCCGCGUCCUUCCUGGGGGACGGGUUAGCCUCGCCCCCGGACCAAGCAUUUGGAACACUGCGGCCGCUGAGUUCCAGAGAGGCGCUGGACCCCAGAUAUCGAAGCUAAUACACACCUCUGUUGUAUUGACAAAGAAAAAUGUUCCCGCCUUAAGACGUGAAAUUUACACAGAGGAUUUUAUUAAGAAGCAGAUUGAAGACUUCAACAUAGGAAAGAGACACUUAGCCAACAUGAUGGGAGAAGAUCCAGAAACCUUCACACAAGAAGAUAUUGAUAGAGCCAUCGCUUACCUUUUUCCAAGUGGUUUGUUUGAGAAACGAGCCAGGCCGAUAAUGAAGCAUCCUGAGCAGAUUUUUCCAAAACAAAGAGCAAUUCAGUGGGGAGAAGAUGGCCGUCCAUUUCAUUUUCUCUUCUAUACUGGCAAGCAAUCGUAUUAUUCACUAAUGCAUGAAGUAUACGGAAAGCUCCUGCAGGUAGAAAAACAGCAAAAUCAACUGCAAGCCAAAGGUGUGCUUCCAGGGAAGCCGGAAAUCAGAGACGUCAUUGGCAGCAGAUGGCUGAUUAAGGAAGAACUGGAAGAAAUGUUAGUAGAGAAAGUAUCAGAUCAAGAUUAUGCACAGCUCAUUCGGCUACUGGGAAAGUUACUGGCAACGCAGUGUGGUCCAGCGGAAGAGGAAUUUGUGCAGAGGUUUCGCAGACACGUCCCUAUGCAAUCCCAAAAGCAGCUGAGUGUCCCUCUGCAGUAUGACGAGCACGGGGUGGCCUUCAGCUCCGGCGAAGGUAAACGAAAGACUGCCAAAGCAGAAGCGACUGUUUAUGAGCAAGGAAGUGGAAAAAUCAGCGUGAAUGGAAUUGAUUAUCUGCUUUACUUUCCGGUCACACAAGACAGAGAACAGCUGAUGUUCCCUUUCCAAUUCGUUGACCGGCUUGGCAAACACGACGUGACCUGCACAGUGGCGGGGGGCGGGAGGUCUGCGCAGGCUGGGGCGGUCCGUCUGGCCCUGGCAAGAGCCCUGUGCAGCUUCGUCACCGAGGACGAGGUCGAGUGGAUGAGACAAGCCGGACUCCUUACUGCAGACCCACGUGUCAGAGAACGCAAGAAGCCGGGCCAGGAGGGAGCCCGCAGGAAGUUUACCUGGAAGAAGCGCUGAGGGAGUUUGCGCAGGACUGAGGAGGAAAAGGCGAGACUGUGUGCCUGGGGUGCGGCACGCUCACGUGCCAGCCUUGCUGGGCAACAGCAGGGCA